This is a messenger RNA of Metarhizium robertsii ARSEF 23, 1071 nucleotides long. Its product is annotated as ribosomal L5P family protein. Gene Ontology annotation, cellular component: ribosome; cytosolic large ribosomal subunit. Bases 1 to 1071 code for a protein of 356 amino acids. The transcript is spliced from 3 exons. Gene Ontology annotation, biological process: translation. Gene Ontology annotation, molecular function: RNA binding; structural constituent of ribosome. NCBI's taxonomy places the organism in Eukaryota, Fungi, Ascomycota, Sordariomycetes, Hypocreales, Clavicipitaceae. The record is from RefSeq and is a predicted model, not a curated record.
AUGUCUGGGGUGCGCAAAGGUUCCCGCCUGGUCAAAACACUAGGCCAAGGACAAUUUUCUCUGAGGAAGACACCCUCAUGCGUGAGAAGAUUAGCAUCCGCGGCCGAGGCCAACCCCCGCCAGAAUGACCAUCUGAGCGAUCUCGAGUCAACGACGACGUUCACAUCGCCCGCGCCUGACCAGAAGUCAAUUGACGCAUUCAAUCAAGCCGAGAAGCUGAGCGCUAAGGAGAGGAGACUUCCCGGUAACCGAUACCAGUACCACCCCCCCAAGUACUACCGCGGUCCUCUGCAUCCUGUUCAAACACCCCCAGCGUCUGAUCCAACCGCUCGAGAUUUUGUUCCCGGCCCCUUCAACUUCCCGCGACUCAAGCAUACCUACGACAGCACCAUCGCCCCGGACCUGUUGACCAUGACCUACCAACACACUCCCCCCGGCACCGAGCAAGUUGUUUCCCAAAAGGGCACCUUGAGGCAAUGGGACGGCUCCUCGCCCUACCAUAAGAACAGACCCAGCCGAGGUCCCCGUGGCGGCGGCUCCUCAAGACUCGGCAUACUGGAGCGCAACAUUGACUGGAACAACAUCCCCGAGAUUGAGGCAGUCACCAUCAACUCGUACGCCCCCAAUGCCGCCCAGAACAAGGAAUACCUGCACGUCGCCCGUGCUGUGGUCCAGGCCAUCAGCGGUGACUACCCCGAGGUCACCACCGUCAAGCACCAUGUUAUCCAGUGGGGUGUCCGCAAGGGCGACAAAGCCGGCGCCAAGGUGACGCUUCGCGGCGGUGCGGCGUACGAGUUUGUCGACAAGUUGGUGACGCUGGUCCUGCCAAAGAUCAAGGAUUGGCCGGGCAUCAAGGCCUCCACCGGCGACGAUUCGGGUAAUUUGGCAUUCGGCAUGAAGCCAGCUUGGAUGGCCUACUUCCCAGAGAUAGAAUUCAACUACGACAUGUACCCGCCCAAGCUGAUGCCUGGAUGCGACAUCUUUAUCCACACAACCGGCACGUCUGACCGACAGGGACGCUUACUGAUGGAGGCCUUGGGAUUCCCCUUCUACGGCAAGGCAACGCGCUAA